AUGGCCCCUCCAACAGAAAAUGACCCGCAGGCUGCCGACCCCGUCCCUGUGGACUACUACACUCGAAGGCACAGACCGCUUCCCGAGGACCCAACGGUCAGAGCGUAUGUGGAGAGUGUGCUCGAAAACGGCUAUGUGAUUAUUCCGAACGCCUUCAGUGACGCGGAAGCCAAAGAAGCCAUCGCCGAAAUUGAUAGGCUUCAUGGCAAAGCGCCCAAAGCUGGGAUGCACGCCUUUGAUGGUUUCAAGACCAACCGUAUCCUGUCGCUGCUAGGCAAGACCCGUGCAUUCGAUAAAUUCGUGCUGCUGCCACAGGUGCUUGCGCUCAACGAUUACUUCCUGGAAGAGGAUUAUCUUUUGUACAUCAUGGAGAGCAUCGUUAUCAACCCGGGAGAGAAGGCCCAGGUUCUCCAUCACGACGACGCCCUUACACACAUGCCGCGCCCGAGACCUCCCGUCACGGCGGCAAUAAUGGUUGUCUUGGACGAUUACACAGAGACUAACGGCGCCACCCGUAUCAUUCCCGGUUCUCACCUAUGGGGCACCGAUAGGAUUGGAGAGGAACACGAGGCUAUUCCGGCGACUUGUCCUAGGGGAAGCAUCAUCUAUUUCUUGGGCACGACGUGGCACUCCGGUGGCGCGAACAGGUCCCAAAAGCCGAGGUACGCGGCAACGAUUCAGUAUUGCCAGCCGUAUAUCCGGCCGCUCGAGAAUUUGAUGAUCGGCAUUGAUCCAAGAAGGGCCCUUUCUGGGGAGAUUCCGAAGAAGAUUGUUGACAUGAUGGGGUAUCGCAGUGCAAUUCCAUUCAUUGGAUAUGCCGAUGGAAUGAAUCCAAGAAAGGCGACGCAGCGGCUCAUCCGGUGGCUUCAGGGGCCCGUGGACACCAACCCCCCAACUUUUCCAAGCGAGAAAGGCGAGAAGGAGGGCCACAUGCUCAGCAAGUUGUGA
This is a messenger RNA of Colletotrichum truncatum, 948 nucleotides long. Its product is annotated as phytanoyl- dioxygenase family protein. Lineage: Eukaryota; Fungi; Ascomycota; Sordariomycetes; Glomerellales; Glomerellaceae. The record is from RefSeq and is a predicted model, not a curated record.